GCUCCCCGGGGAGCCCGCCUCCCCCCUCCCCACUCCGUGCCGAGGGGGUGCUGCCACGUUCAGGUUUUGGGGUCCACCCGUGGCUGGGAGUAUCCUCUUGCCCACCAGGACCCCCAUAAGCUGGCGUUCCCCCAGGUGCCCCCCAGUGCUUGGCCGAGAUGCCACCGAUCCAGGGAUGAAGGGGGAACCGCCAUGUCCCCGUCCCCCCUAAACCGGCGGCUGUCCGCAGUCUGCCACGAUGCCUGGCAUCAAUCCCGGCAUCGCCAGCGCUUUUCCCAUCCUGGGGGUAUGGAGCACUUCCCAGUCACCCUCGCCCCUCGCUGGGUGGCCGUAACCUUUGUCAUCGAGCUGCGGCCGCUGGGGCCUGGCACGGUCUCCAUGGGAGCGUGCCGGGUUGCUAAGCCGUCGGGUGGAGUGCUUGCCACCGACGCCAGGACAUCGAGCUGUUGAUAUGACAACUGGAGCGGGGACACGGGUGGCCCGGGGCGUGGUGCUUCGCAUGACGGGGCCAGUGGCCCCCAGCAGGGAGGGGUCCCGGCCAAGCCUUGCCACCACGCCAGGACUUCCCCGCUAGCUGUAGAAACCCACCGGGGUGGGCUCGUGACCCCUCACCGCACUGAAAACCGUCCCGCGCGCCAGUAAGUACAUUUACCGGUGGAAGGAAGCAAGUGGGGAGAGCUCGACCCGUGUGUGUCCCCGGUGCGAAGGAUGCGGGGCGAGAAGGCUGAGCCCACCAGGGCACGAGGCUGCGCUCCCUGCCCCUCUGCUUGAGGGUCCAGAGGCCGGGGGGGGGGCAGGAUCCCCCCCCCUCAGCAGGUGCUGGAGAGGAGGCGGCCGCCACCGGGCGUCGGAUGAGAUAAAGCAGCGAAAGUGGAGCAUCCUCCGGCAGAGCGAGGGACGGAGCAGCCCAGCACCGGCCAGACGACUGCCGGGACGGGGAAGGGGGCUUGGUCCCCAGGCCAGGCACCGCAGCGGGGUGCCCGGGGGUUUGGGGGGGGGACGGCUCGGCACGCAGCCCACCCCACCCCGACAGCUGCCCCCAUGCUGGAUCACCGAGCCAGGAUGGAGAGCGGCAGGAAGGAGAAGGUGGAGCGGAUCCUGUCAGAGUUCCGGCUGAAGGAGGAGGACCUGAAGAAGGUGAUGUACCGGAUGCAAAAAGAGAUGGACCGAGGGCUAAAACUGGAGACACAUGAGGAAGCCUCUGUCAAAAUGCUGCCCACCUAUGUCCGCUCCACACCUGAGGGCUCAGAGGUCGGAGAUUUCCUGUCGCUGGACCUCGGCGGCACCAAUUUCCGUGUGAUGCUGGUGAAAGUGGGCGAGGGGGAGGAAGGGCAGUGGAAGGUGAAAACGAAGCACCAGAUGUACUCUAUCCCAGAGGAUGCCAUGACAGGGACGGCUGAGAUGCUCUUUGACUACAUCUCCGAGUGUAUCUCUGAUUUCCUGGACAAGCACCAGAUGAAGCACAAAAAGCUGCCCCUGGGCUUCACCUUCUCCUUCCCUGUGCGGCACGAGGACAUCGACAAGGGCAUCCUCCUGAACUGGACCAAGGGCUUCAAAGCCUCCGGCGCAGAAGGGAACAAUGUGGUUGGGCUCCUGAGAGAUGCCAUCAAACGGCGAGGGGACUUCGAGAUGGACGUGGUGGCAAUGGUGAACGACACAGUGGCCACAAUGAUCUCCUGCUACUAUGAAGAUCACCGGUGCGAGGUUGGGAUGAUUGUGGGGACAGGCUGCAAUGCCUGCUACAUGGAGGAGAUGCAGAACGUGGAGCUGGUGGAGGGCAACGAGGGGAGGAUGUGCGUCAACACGGAGUGGGGGGCCUUCGGCGCCUCGGGGGAGCUGGACGAGUUCCUCCUGGAGUACGACCGCGUGGUGGACGAGACCUCACUUAACCCCGGUCAGCAACUCUAUGAGAAGAUCAUUGGGGGGAAGUACAUGGGGGAGAUCGUCCGGCUGGUGCUGCUGAAGCUGGUGGAUGAGAACCUGCUCUUCAACGGGGAGGCCUCUGAGAAGCUCAAGACCCGUGGGACCUUUGAGACCCGCUUCGUGUCACAGAUCGAGAGCGACUCUGAUGACCGCAAGCAGAUCUACAACAUCCUGACGGCCUUUGAGCUGCUGCCCUCGGGGACGGACUGUGACAUCGUGCGGAUGGUCUGCGAGAGCGUCUCCACCCGUGCUGCCCAGAUGUGCUCGGCCGGGCUGGCUGGCGUCAUCAACCGCAUGCGGGAAAGCCGCAGCCAGGAGACCCUCAAAAUUACCGUGGGCGUUGACGGCUCCGUCUACAAGCUCCAUCCCAGCUUCAAGGACCGCUUCCAUGCCACGGUUCGGCAGCUGACGCCUGGCUGCGACAUCACCUUCAUCCAGUCAGAGGAAGGCAGCGGGCGCGGAGCCGCGCUCAUCUCUGCCGUCGCCUGCAAAAUGGCCUGCAUGAUGGGGCAGUGAGAAAGGACUCGGGGGGAAGCUGAGGAU
Molecule: messenger RNA, 2466 nt
Organism: Falco peregrinus (peregrine falcon)
Lineage: Eukaryota; Metazoa; Chordata; Aves; Falconiformes; Falconidae
Gene: GCK
Product: glucokinase
Biological process (GO): intracellular glucose homeostasis; regulation of insulin secretion; glucose 6-phosphate metabolic process
Cellular component (GO): mitochondrion; cytosol
Molecular function (GO): fructokinase activity; D-glucose binding; ATP binding
Source: RefSeq, a predicted model, not a curated record